Hippocampus zosterae (dwarf seahorse) is the source of this 3464-nucleotide messenger RNA. It is a transcript of the gene mkxa, whose product is annotated as mohawk homeobox a. Gene Ontology annotation, molecular function: RNA polymerase II cis-regulatory region sequence-specific DNA binding; DNA-binding transcription factor activity, RNA polymerase II-specific. The record is from RefSeq and is a predicted model, not a curated record. The transcript is spliced from 7 exons. Gene Ontology annotation, biological process: regulation of transcription by RNA polymerase II; cell development; muscle organ development. The coding region runs from base 51 to 1436 and encodes 461 amino acids. Gene Ontology annotation, cellular component: nucleus. NCBI's taxonomy places the organism in Eukaryota, Metazoa, Chordata, Actinopteri, Syngnathiformes, Syngnathidae.
CCUCCCCGCCCGCCGCCCCUGCCCAUGAACCGGCCUAAGCCAUCCACAGUAUGUUCGCAGGCUCGGCUUGUGUGCGAGGAAACAUGAGCAGAGUGACAUAUUCAGAGUCCCGGGCCGAGCGGCGCAGGUCGCCGGAUAAAGCUGCAGAAGAGACGGAGCUCCGUGAUUUUGGCCACAACAUCUCCGGAGGGGAACAUGUGAGUGGGGAAUGGGCCGGAGGAGACAGGAUUACUGCUCUACACCGCGGACCGACUCCGGAGGAGCCCGGGACAGGGGAGACACUUGCGCCCCGUGUCGCACCCGCGGGGAUCUUUUCCUUUUUGCGCAACUCGGGGACGAUCUGGCCAAAGAUGAACGCCAUCGUGUUUAAUGAGCUGAGCGGCCAGGUUCUGUUUGAGGACAAGGCCAACGAGGUGGAGAGGAGCAGCAGAAAUUACUUGGAAGUCAUGGAUGGACAACACCCGGACCUUCUCUCCAGCAACCAGGCCAUCAUGGACAACCAGGCUAUCCGACACAGACGGAACGGGGGUCGUCCCGGUGGCAGCAAAGUGCGACACAAGCGUCAGGCCCUGCAAGAUAUGGCGCGGCCGCUCAAGCAAUGGCUGUACAAGCACCGAGACAACCCUUACCCGACUAAGACGGAGAAGAUUCUGCUGGCUUUGGGUUCACAGAUGACCCUGGUGCAGGUUUCCAAUUGGUUCGCCAAUGCCAGGAGGCGGCUGAAGAACACGGUGAGGCAGCCCGACUUGAGCUGGGCACUUCGGAUCAAGCUUUAUAACAAGUAUGUUCAAGGCAAUGCCGAGAGACUGAGCGUCAGCAGCGAUGACAGCUGCUCGGAUGAUGGCGACAAUCCUCAGAGGAGCCAGAACACUGCCGUGGAGUUCACCAAGCCCAUGUACCAGAGUGUCAUUAAGAAGGAAGGCUCGACCAUGAUGGGCAUGGCCAUGGGGAUGGGAGCGGGGCUCCCCUCGGCCACCGAAGCCGCCUCGCUGGCCGAUGACUACGUGUCGCCGCCCAAAUACAAGAGCAGCCUGUUGCACCGCUAUCUCAAUGACUCACUGCGUCAUGUCAUGGUGGCCAACGCCGUCAUGGACGCUCGCAAGAGGAACCACUCCGGCUCCUUCAGCUCCAACGAGUACGACGACGAGUUGCUCUCGCCGACCUCCUCGGAGGCAGAGGCGAACUUUGUUUAUCGCGCUGAAACAGCAGAGCACGGAUCAAGUAAAUAUGACAACGGUGGCGUCAGAGCCGAACACAAGGAGAAGGUGAAGGGCAAAGAUGAGACGUACUGGAAGGAGAUCAAUGCCGCCAUGGCCUUGACCAACUUGGCGCAGGGGAAGGACAGUGCCCCCGGGACCACCAGCUGCAUCAUCCAAAAGUCUUCCCAUAUAGCGGAGAUCAAGACUGUUAAAGUGCCACUUGUGCGCCGUUAUUAGCUCCGAGGCGAGCCUCCUCAUUCUAUGCAAACAUUCCUGUUUUGGCAAAGCAUUCAUAAGAGGACUAUUAUGGAAGGACGACGAAAUAUUUUGUCGGUUUCAAAGUGUCUUCAGUGGGACUCGUUCCGUGCUGACGUGCAAACAGCGUCGGCAACUUGUACUGCAGUAUUUCCUUUAGCCAGACACUUUUGUUUUGUAAAAUUAACUUAUUUUACGGAAUGACUUUUCCCUCCUAUUUUUGAUGCUCAAUGUGUAUUUUGCCAAAGUGACUUUUGCUCUUGUAAAUGCAAAGCACAGAUGCGAGUCGUGCCUCUCUGGAAUUUGUGAAGGAUUAUUUGACCGAUGUUUGGUGUCACUGUCGUGAUACAGGAAGUGGAAGUGUGUGCCUUGAAAGACCAAAUGAGGUCAUCAAUCAUUAUUGCACACACACACUCGCACACAAACACGCAUGCAGACAGACACGCAUAUCGUGCGGUUAACACUUUGUUACAAAAUAAGCCCAAGUCGUUUCUUGAAGGUGUCCUGUUUAUUUUGACUGAUGUCCUCCGUUUGACUGUAAACUGAAGCAUGUUUUGUCGGUGCCGGCAGCCCAACAAUGACACUUAGGUACGCAGAUACGCGGCGCUAACGUGAGCAGCGCGUCGAUAAGGAACUAAGGGACGCGUCUCAUCCUUGGAUUGUGUCUUAUUAGUGACGACGCUCCCUCUUAUCGGAACAUAACAUGCAUAAGCUGGACCGAAAUCAAGCGAGGCUCACACGUGCGGUGACACAAAUAUGCACACGGUACAAACGUAACCCCUGAUCUGUAAAGGGAUUUUUUUUUUCCUGGGGUCAUUAUCAGAAUGGCAUUGGUUUAUUCUCUUUUUCUUUUGUAUUGUGCUCACGAAUAAGAUAUGAGGGGUGAAAAAAAAAAAGAAAACACGACAACUCCCACCACCCUGCUUCAUCCUCAGCUGUUCAACAUUACAUUCAAAAUUGCUGUUUACAAGAAGCCGGAAGGACACGUUUAAACAUUUGACUUUUUACCCCUUCUGUUUCUUUUUUUGUUUGUCUUUACGUACGUGCAUUGCAGUAGUAUCUCAUCUUAAAUGUUUUUUGUCAUUGCUAAUCUGUACACGUGUGGUCGUGGAUGUUUUUGAUCAGGCUUCUGUACAUGGUUUUUACGCCAGCCUACCACAUUAUGAAGGGCUUCUUUGACAUUUGACGAAAAGAGGCACUUUCAUCCAAAGUACCGACCUGCUUGCCAAUCCAAAGUUUGACAAAGUGGAGAUGAUCAAUCAGACUUUUUUUCUUUUUCUUCAGGGUACUGUGUAUGGGUGUCAUGAUGGAGUAUCUGAGCCGCGAUGAAAACAAAAGAGAAUACGUGACGGGUCAAGUCGAAUCUGAGAGCAACAGCCACCGUUUAUCUCUACAGACCUGCCAUAUGCAAAUAUAAAAAAAGAACCCAAACGUUUUGUUAAUUUACAUUAAACCGCUCAGACUGAUGACGGUGUUCAUUUUCAUCCAUUUUUUUUUGAAAACCACUUGUCCUUAUUAGAGUCUCAGCUGAAUUUGGGCAGGAGGGCGGGGUAUACUUCUCAAAUAGCUGUCAGUCAAUCACAUCUUUUUAUGAAACUUCAAAGGAUAUCCGGUCGCUACGAUUGUAACGUUGAGGUCUUUAUCCUCCCCCCCAAAAAUCCGACUUGGGUUAUCUUUUCGGCGAGGGCUUAAUACUCCAUCGUGUCAGAAUGUACAUUCCUUUGUAAAUUGUGCAGUUUUGUUUUGUUGUGUUUUGACAACCCAGACUGUGAUUAUGGUCAAGGAUUUAGGAGAGGGAGCAAUGCUGCACAAAGUAACUUUUUGACCUUUCUACAUGAAUGUGCAAAUAGUUAAAAUCAUGCACUUAUGAACACGUCUUGUCAUUUAAUCGAAAGCCUUUAUUGGGAACGUGCCUUUUUACACAAAGUCCCAAAAAAAAAAAAAAAAAGAGAACCCAAUAUUUUUCAUCUUCACAUGCUGAUGGAUGUUGAAAUGAAUCACACUAGCUCA